AAAUAUUGGUUUUUUUUUUUUUUUUUGCAUAGGGCCUCAAAAAUUGUUGAGACGGCCCUGGUCGUCAUGAGCGGAGCUCCGUGAUCCUCAUCCUGCAUCUGUCAAUCGCCUGCUCCUCUGUCAGACUGAGAGAGGGAGAGCUGAGCGGCCGUUCCUUUGGAACAGGUUCCCCGCGGAUCUUGAGCAGGUUGAACGCAACGGCAGGAUCGCCGAUGAAAUGCGCUUGGCGAGGGCUGUGAAAACCUUUCACACGGUUCCGACUCCAACGUUUGAGUUGGAGUUGGAAGCAGAGUCGGAGCCACUAGAUGAUAAGAAUCCUCCUCACUAGAGUUCCACUUUUUUUUUUCCUUUCUUUUUUUAAUUUUUUAAUUUUUUAAUUUUUUUUUCAAAACACUGUUGGGAGGCUCAGUAUCAUUGUUGUUUUUUCGUUUUUUUCAUCCAAUAUCAUGUAAGCAAAAGGAAAUGAAUGAAUAUUUGAUUUUAGUUUCAAUCCUGUUAGGUGUUGAGAUGAUUUCUUGGGGAUGAUCUUGUUUAUAUUUUACUACUUCGUUGUUGAUUGUUUUGUGUAUUAGUAUUAGGGUUUUUGCUAAGCGAUCUAGCAACAAAGAUACAGGAAAAUAUAUUAAAGAUAGACUGUCCAUGAAAUUAUUGCUAUUAUGUUCAUUGAUAUACACUUUUAGAGCUGUACAGGAUUUUAUACAAUCUAAUCCUUUAUAUAAUAAACGGAGUAAAACUCCCUCGUUAUCCAAGGCCAAUUAGCUAGGGGAAACAAAUGGAUGAAAAAUUUCCAAUCUCUGAUGCAGAAGAGCUACAGGCCUCUGCAAUGGCUUGUUCAACCAACCAUGAGUACUACUGGAUCCCUCAAGAGAAAUAAAACAACCGUGAGUAAUACUAAAUCACCCAAAAGAAAAAAAGCUGAGAAGGAAACUGUUCAAUCCUCAUGUCAGUACUUGUGUCUAAUCUGCAUGGAUGUAAUUCUUUAGUAGAAAACAUUGACAUUGUUUUACUGAUCUGGAAUGUAAAUUUCUCUUUGCCCUUAGCUGUUGAUGUUUUCGUGCAUCGUGACGAGCAGAUUUUGCCAGAUACAGAGGAUGGUGUAGCUUAUGAAAACCAAGAUGAAGACCCUGUGGCAAUGGUUGAGGAAUCACCUGCAAGUGCUGGAAUCACUUUGAAUCUUCUUGAAAGUAAUAUAGGUGAGGAAGCUGCUCAUAGUAAGGAUUCAUCCUGAAGCAUGGACGGUUCAACAGUUUUAAAAGUUAAAACCAUGCAUAUCAGCUCACCAAUUUUGGCAGCAAAAAGUCCAUUUUUUUAUAAGGAGAUCACAAAUGGCUGGUGAAGAAGCAGACUACACUCUUGUGAUUGGUGCUACCAAUAGGCCUGAGGUUCUUGAUCCUGCACUGAGGAGGGCCGGGAGAUUCGAAACUGAGAUUCUUUUAGGCGUGCCGGAUGAAAAUGCUAGGGCCGAUAUUCUUUCCCGGAAGCUACCAUCUCUAGUCUCAUUUGAUGUUAAAAGGAUAGCAAGGUCUACUCCUGGAUUUGUACCUGCUGAUUUGAAUGCCUUGAUCACUCGGGCUAAUUCCAUUGCCUUGGAGAGAACUGUAAACAUCAGAAAGCCUAAUCAACAUGGGAGGAAGCAUAGGUGGUGGAUGGAACCUUGGUUGGAUGAAGCAAUUGGCAAGCUUACUAUUACCAUGGAUGAUAUUGAGAAAGCAUUGAAAAAGGUUCAACCUUCUUCUAAAAGAGAAGGCUUCUCAACUAUCCCUGAUGUAAAAUGGGAAGAUGUUGGUGGAUUGAAUGAUACAAGGGAGACAUUUAAACGAUUUAUUGUUAACUCAAUUAAAUAUCCUGAGAUAAAUAAGAUAUUUGGAGGAGACAUAGAAACACGGUUUUUACUAUUUGGACCUCCGGGAUGUGGUAAAACAUUAAUAGCCAAAGCUGUUGCUAAUGAAGCUGGAGCCAAUUUCAUUUAUGUCAAGCGGGCAAUCCGGACCUUAUUUAAUCGUGCAAGAACAUGUUCACCAUGUACAAUUUUUUUUGAUGAGAUAGAUAGCUUAGCAGCAAAGAGGAACAACAGCACGGGGGAACGGUCAUCUCAGCGAAUGGUGACACAGUUACUUACAGAGUUAGAUGGCAGAGAUCAAAGGCAUGGUGUAUUUGUAAUUGGUGCUACAAAUAAGUAAAUAAGAACUAUCCCUUCGUAUUUUAGCAAUUUUCUUUAAUUAAUUAGAUGUUAGAAAUUAA
Molecule: messenger RNA, 2241 nt
Organism: Ziziphus jujuba (common jujube)
Lineage: Eukaryota; Viridiplantae; Streptophyta; Magnoliopsida; Rosales; Rhamnaceae
Product: cell division control protein 48 homolog C
Exons: 8
Coding region: 1326-2180 (284 amino acids)
Biological process (GO): ribosome biogenesis
Cellular component (GO): nucleus
Molecular function (GO): ATP hydrolysis activity; RNA binding; preribosome binding
Source: RefSeq, a predicted model, not a curated record